GAUGUGAAACCUGGCAGGAUGUGGGGAAUGAACCUCCUGCAUUUGCACGAAUUGGGCCCAAGGUGCCCCAGGCUUGCCAUUCAGGCAGACUCAGCCGCAAGGACUCCUCUCUCAUCUUUUCUUAUUAGCCUUUCACGGCAGCCUGGGAAAGUCCUCGGGUGAGAUUGACCCUUCACCUCAUAGCCUCAGCAGCCUGAGCCAGUGUUCUCAAGGGCCUGCCAUUCUCAGGUUCUUGGACCUUUCCCUUCUGAGUAUCCAGACCUCCCUGGGCAAUGUCGGAGGCCAGGAUCAGCUCUUGCUGGGAUUGGCUCCUGUCAGCCCUAGAGAACCACAAGGGACAGCCUUACCAUGGAAGCUUUGGGCUCCACCAGUCUGGGAUUCUCAGGAUCUCCUCCCAGGCCAUCCCUCUCAGCCCAUUCAGGUCCUGUGGUGAAGCCAGGGGAAGAGGUGAUCUUCUGGUGCAGGAGGCCGCCAGGGCCCUAUGAAUGGCUGGUGACGUUCAGUCUGCUGAAGGCGGGGAGGCCAAAGUCCUUAGAGGAGAAGGAGGUACACUUUUCUCAAGCCAAUUUCUCCCUGAAGUCUCCAAGUGUCCAGGAUUCCGGGAACUACAGCUGCAUGUACUAUGAGACUUUGUGCCCACAAGUCAGAUCAGAACCCAGUGAGACCCUGGAGUUCUGGGUGACAGACAGCCUUCCCAAGCCCUCACUCUCAGCCCGACCCAGUUCCAGGUUAACCCCAGGGGACAACGUGACCCUCCUGUGUCAGGGGCCAUCCCGAGGUGUGGAGUUUGCUCUGUACAAGGAUGGAGAGGAAACGCCUGUGAGCACCCGUGAGCCCACUCAGCAGGGGGCAGAGUUCCCCUUGAUCCACGUGAACAUCAGCCAGACUGGAAAGUACAGGUGCUCUUAUCUCCUCGGGAGAGAGAGUCAAGUCCUGGCCCUGCCCAGUGAUCCCCUGGAACUUAAAAUACAAGAGGAGCAGAAUGAACGUCUUCUCACAAGAGAAACCCAAACCAUCCUCAUCAUUGCCCUCAGCUGUGCCUUUAUCCUCUUUCUCCUCCUCUUCUUUACAUUUGUCGGUCAUCGUCAGUCUCAGACUGUGAUUUCACAAGGAGAGACCUCCAGAAGAUUCCCAAGGUGCCUCAGUUGUACUUGGUUUGUCUGCUUCUCUUCCAAAUCUGGAGCUCCUCAACAUGAGACUGAUUAUGCCCAGGUUGCCAAAUGCAGACGCUCGAGGAUAUCUGCUGAAGACCCUGAGGGACUGACCUAUAUCCAGCUGAAUUCAGAAGCCCUGAAGAAACAGCAGACAGUCCCUGGGAAGAUGUGUCCUGAUCCAACAACGUAUGCUACUCUUGCUCUGCAAUGAUGAACAAGAACUUCUUGCUCUGUGUUUUUCCUUACGAUCCUUUGCUAGAUAAUCAUCCAUGUUACCCUUCCUCAAUGUGGAUACUCCUUGGAUUCUGUUUGGGUCUUCUCUUCCCACACCCUUUUGAUGAUUUCAUCAGUUCCUCUGGCCUUCAUCACCAUAAUGCAGAAUAUAAGUCCUGGGCUCUUCUCUGAGCUCUAGACCCACAUCACUAGUAGCUGAUCAAAAAUUUCCAAUUGGAUGCCCUAACAGGCAUUUCCAACUCUACUGUUCAAAGUAGAACUUUUUUGCUUUUUCCCUGUCCAAACCUUUACAACCCUUUCCUUUUUCAAACUUCCCUCCUUCUGUUAAAGACACCAAUAGUCUUGUGGUCAAUAGGUCACAACUUUGAAGUUAUCCUUAAAUUCUCUUUCUGCUGAUCCACAGUCCUUUGCCAAUUCUUUUCAAUCCUACCAUCUUGGUCAUCUAGCCCCUUUCUUUGCUCACAUUGUCACUUUUCCAGGCCCUUAUCACCUCUCUCCUCAACUAUUUCAAUAGUCUAUUAAUCGAGGUUUCUGGGUUUGUCCUCUCUCCUUUACAAUCCAUCCUCCAGAAAGCUGUGAAGUGAAAUUUCCUAAAGCUCAUGUAUGACCUAGUUGAUAUUCUGCCCAGGAGGCUUUUAUGUCUCCCUCUUAUUUUUAGAAUCAAAUAUAACUUCUCCAGUUGGGCAUUUAAAGCCUUUCACUGGCUAACUCCAGCCUGGCUUUCUAGACUCAUUGUAUGUUGCUAGCUUCACUCUUUCUCCAUUUCAAACAAACUGACCAGUCCAUUUCUCAAAACUAAGAGCUUCUCCACUGCUUUCCCACUCUUGGAAUGGGGUUUCUUAGAGUCUUUCAAGGCUUCUCCAAGGAUAUCCUCUUAUAGGUGACCUUUCCAGAUUCUUCAAAACUGAGUGUCCUUCCCUACCAUUAUUUUUCUUAGUUAUUGAUGUUUUUCUUUUUUAAAUAAAUUGAGUAAUUUAACUAAGACCAAUAAAUGGACACUUCUAUAUAAAGAUGCAAAAAA
Messenger RNA from Antechinus flavipes (yellow-footed antechinus), 2409 nucleotides. Its product is annotated as immunoglobulin superfamily member 1-like. NCBI's taxonomy places the organism in Eukaryota, Metazoa, Chordata, Mammalia, Dasyuromorphia, Dasyuridae. The transcript has 9 exons. The record is from RefSeq and is a predicted model, not a curated record. Bases 349 to 1365 code for a protein of 338 amino acids.